AUGCAUACGUACGUGAUGCUGCUGCAAGGCCACUUGGGGAAGAGAGGGCGGAAGGGUCCCGACUCCACUGUGAACUUCGACACCAUUUUCGUUGGCGGGUUGGUGAAAGCUGGGAAGUCGCUAGAAGCUACCAAGUAUGUUCAGAGGAUACUGAAUGGCGGGAUGGAAGUUCCGAGGUUUGAUUACAACAAGUUUCUCCACUACUUCUCUAACAAGGAAGGAGUUGUUCUGUUCUUGGAGACGGCGAAGAAGUUGAGGGAGGUUGGAUUGGUUGAUUUGGCUGAUGUGCUUGGGAGGUAUGGGGAGAAAAUGGCCACUAGAGAUAGGCGAAGGAACAGAGAGGGUUAA
This is a messenger RNA of Linum trigynum, 348 nucleotides long. The record is from the annotation of a GenBank genome assembly. NCBI's taxonomy places the organism in Eukaryota, Viridiplantae, Streptophyta, Magnoliopsida, Malpighiales, Linaceae.